Molecule: messenger RNA, 1909 nt
Organism: Thrips palmi
Lineage: Eukaryota; Metazoa; Arthropoda; Insecta; Thysanoptera; Thripidae
Product: dynein regulatory complex subunit 2
Exons: 9
Coding region: 269-1909 (546 amino acids)
Biological process (GO): cilium-dependent cell motility; regulation of cilium movement; axonemal dynein complex assembly
Cellular component (GO): axonemal dynein complex; axoneme
Source: RefSeq, a predicted model, not a curated record
GUGAAAUUUGAGGGAAAGAAGAAUUGUGUAACUGAGGAACCGAAAAGUCUUAAGGGCUCAGGGAGUGCACUGUAUUAAAAUUUGGCGGGACUUUUAAACACAUUCGAUUGAGCGACUCGCUUCCCUCGCUUCGCUUGUCAUGACUGCUUUGACGACGUUUUCGGUUUCCUUAGCAACCGCAAUCCUCGCGAUUAGUACGUAAAGGGCUUAAACGCACAAUACGUUUUAUCAAAUACCUUGAUAAGAAACUGAUAAAUAAGAGGUAAUCAUGGGUCCUAAAAAGAAGGGAGGCAAAGCUAAUAAGCUUGCAAGAAUGACGGACGAGCAACGAGAGAGGUACCUGCAGCAUCGGGCUGCUAUAGAAGAGGAGACCCGAAGGCGUAAGGAGCAGCUCAUAGCAACAUUUAUGCGCAAUAAACUGAAAAGAGAGGAAGCCUUCACCAGAAUUAAUUCUGCGAAAAUCAAUCAGCACUGGCGUCAUAUUCUGCGGAAAAUAAAAUGUGCUGAACUGAGGGAAGACGUAGAGAAUCUCUGGCAUAGUUUUGAUCGUGUUAUGGAUCAGAAGAAAGUCCAGAAGGAGGAAUUGUUGAGCAGUUUGGAAGUAGCUGAGCGGCAAUACUCAGAUACAUUGCAGUCCCACAUGGAAGUUGUUGAGCGGCUUAUAGAAGUGCAUUCAGAACAUGUUAACAAUAUGAAGGCAUUGUUUAAUGCUCAGCUAAUUGACCACCUGAGUAGCGCUACAGAUGAAAAAGCUUUAAUCCAUGUCAUGUAUGAAAGAGAAAACCAGAAGCUGCAUGUGAUACGAAUGGCAAUGGAAAUGGACUUUCAAAGUCCAGAGCGUCAGCUUUACAAGUAUGAAAAAGUUAAUAAGAUUUCUGAAAUGAAGAGAAAGUACAAAGAAGAUUGGGAGAGUCUCAUUUCUGAGAGAGAGCGUGCAUUAGAAGAAAUAUGGCAAAAAAUUCAGAACAGCCUCAACGCUUAUGCAGUUGAUACAGCCGCCAAGCGCAAAACUGUUCAACAAUUGCGAAAGAUGGACCAAGACUGGCUCCAAACAUUAGCGGACAUUGAGCGCACAUCUAAAAGAGUUGGUCAGAUGAAAGAGCAUGCUGAAAACAAAAUGAAUGAAAUAUCAGAAAACAACUCAAAUCUACGCAAGCAAAGAGAUUCAAUGCUCCAUUGUUUUAAAAUGCUAGUUGAAAGAGUAGCAAAAGAAAAAAAGAAGGAUGAUGAAAAAUUCCAGCAUCUUGUCAUUACAAGUGACGAAAUCCUUAAGGAUUUAGACAGGCUGAAGAACAAAGGGGAGAAGGCUCUUGCCGUGCUAGUCCUGUGUCAACGUUUUGAAUCAAAAACUGAACAAAGAGCAGCACUUGUAUCAUUAAAAUCAGAUUCAGCUGCAGAGAAGUCAGGACCAGAGAGUGACACAAAAAGUAAUUUCCUUGACUUGAGUGAUGAUGAAGUUGAAAGCAACAUGGUUGACUUGGAAGAAAAGGAGAUGCGUACCUUUGGCAAAUUGACAAAUUUUUGGAAGAAAUACAAUAAAGUCCUGAUUGAAACUACAAAUGCUAGGAUGCAAAGAGACAUGUUGGCAAUUGAAAAUCAGCAGCUGAGAGGCACAUUACAAACUUAUCUCACAGAAAUGUCACGUGUGGAUUCCUGUGGUGCACCAACGGGGCAUCGCAUCGCCACUGGCCGGCCUCGCACUACACAACUUUCAGGAUUUAGAACAACCGUGCGUAUUGCACAGAGACCUGUCUCUAGUAUUAGUUGGGGCCCUAGCAUAACAAGUCGUGCUCUCAGUCCCGGUUCAAGACAAAGUGUAAGUCGUACAAGUUCCGCUGCAGCUAAAGGAACAGCAACCAGUGAACAUUUGUCUAUAGGUUCUUCCAAUUCUGACCAAUGGUCUAUAUGA